GCGCUCCUGAUUGGCCUGAGGGCCCCCCAGCUCCGGACUUGUCCUCCAUUCAGCCCACUCAAGGGCUGCACAACUGCUCCUCACCCUGCACGGAGCUCGCGGCACGCCGGGCCUGCCAGGGAGGGUCUACCGGUCUACGGUGGGGAACCUGCCCGGCCACGUUGGCGGGGCCCGGCCUGCACCUUCGGUCUGCUCCGUGCUAUCCUCGGAGCUACCAGCCCCCAGCAGGACCCACACUCUUCAUGGAAAGCCCCGCGCAGUCCCCCUGGUGAUGGCAGCCGACAGUGACGUGAAGAUGCUGCUGAAUUUUGUGAACCUGGCUUCCAGUGACAUCAAGGCGGCCUUGGACAAGUCUGCACCAUGCCGCCGCUCCGUGGACCAUCGCAAGUACCUGCAGAAGCAGCUCAAGCGCUUCUCCCAGAAGUACUCGAGGCUCCCUCGGGGCCUGCCUGGCAGGGCCACCGAGACCCACCUACAAAGGGGACCUGAGGACCGGCCUGGGCGGCUGCCUCUCCAUCCCUGUCCCCAUUCCAGCCCUGGAGGGGGUGGGAGCUGCAAGGAGAAGGCCCUGGGGACCCCCUUUGGGGAGGAGUGCCUUUCUAAGGAGCAGAGCCUCCAGGGACUAAGUCCAGAGGCUGCUAGGCCUGGCCAGGUGCCCAUGAGGAAGAGACAGCUACCCGCUUCCUUUUGGGAGGAGCCAAGGCCCACCCUCAGCUACCCAAUGGGGCUGGAAGUGGGCCUGGGAGCCAGGGAAGCAUCUCUGUAUGAGAGUAAGAAAAGUUGCAAGGGCCUGGAGUCCCUGGGUCCUGAGACUGCCCCGUUGCCCAUGUCCCCUAGGGCACUGGCUGACAAGGAGCCACUCAAGAUGCCUGGGAUCUCCUUGGUAGGCAGCCUUGAUGCCUGGGGCUACUGCCCCUUCCAGUACCAUGGACAGCCCAUCUUCUCUGGCCUUCCCGGGGUUCUGCCUCAAGGCCCAGUACCCAGCCUGGGCUUGUGGCGGAAAAACCCAGCCUCACCUGGGGAGCUGGCCCACUUUUGCAAAGAUGUGGAUGGCCCAGGGCCCAAAGUGUACAGACCUGUGGUUCUGAAACCCAUUCCCACCAAGCCAGCCAUGCCUCCACCCAUCUUCAAUGUCUUUGGCUACCUCUAGCUGGACUGGGAGGGCCUCCGACCCCUCCUUCAGCCUUCAGGAUGGGGUCCCUGAUGAGUUCUCUGCGUCAGAAGGGAGCUAGGCAGUGGCAGGGUCUCUUGGGCAUCUUUUCUUUGUGUCAGAGGGCGGGCUGCCUCAGGCAGGGGCCUCCUCAGGCAGACACCAGUUUGGUCCUUAUAGCCUGUGGAGCCAGGCACAGAUAUCCCUUACUCAAGCAGGCUGGUGUCCAGGCCGUUAUCUCCCUGUCCCUGCGGAGACCAUGGGUAGUGGGACCCUAAUCUGGCAGCCACCCAGACACCAAGUUCCACACCUGUUCAGUUGCCACCCACUGCGGGGA
Messenger RNA from Nannospalax galili (Upper Galilee mountains blind mole rat), 1487 nucleotides. It is a transcript of the gene Fam181a, whose product is annotated as family with sequence similarity 181 member A. The record is from RefSeq and is a predicted model, not a curated record. Lineage: Eukaryota; Metazoa; Chordata; Mammalia; Rodentia; Spalacidae. Bases 272 to 1150 code for a protein of 292 amino acids. The transcript has 2 exons.